Molecule: messenger RNA, 1985 nt
Organism: Puntigrus tetrazona (Sumatra barb)
Lineage: Eukaryota; Metazoa; Chordata; Actinopteri; Cypriniformes; Cyprinidae
Product: NXPE family member 3-like
Exons: 9
Coding region: 152-1813 (553 amino acids)
Source: RefSeq, a predicted model, not a curated record
AUCAUCAAGCCUAGUUUAUUUCAGUUAACUGAGGAUUAUAUUCACGAGGCAGGAAGUUGUAGCAGAGGAAGCAAUCACAGUUCAUGCAGAGGGUGCAUAUUUUUCACUUAUAAACGGAUAUGACAGACUUGCUGUGGUCAGAUCAUCCAAAAUGGAUUCAAAUCCACCAGUUUGCAGGUUAAGAAACCACGUACUAAGUGCAUGUUUUGCUUGGAUUACAUUCUGCCUGAUUGUAUGGCAACUGAAUUGUUUCCAAAUCGGAACAUUUCAUCUCCCUGCCCCUAAACCAUUUUCUCGAAAAAAUUAUUCAUCACCAGUAUCAGUGUUUGACAUGGGAAUCAGUGAUGAGGAGUGGGAAAGACUACAGAAGGCUCUUAACUGGCCCGGUCCAGAUCAACUAAUCACUCAGCUGAAUCUGACCACAAGUCCAGUCCACUCGACAUUCUCUGUUGUGGAACCCAAAAACAGUUACAAAGUAGGAGAAAACAUCUCCGUUAUUAUCACAGCUAGAGACCACAACAAGAACCCGAAAACAUAUGGAGGAGAUUUUUUCAAAGCAAAGCUUUUCAAUUCAGAGCUAAAGGCGAGUGUGUACGGGGAGGUUGUGGAUCAUCGUAAUGGGACUUACUCUGUUGUUCUUCUUCUUCCCUGGGAAGGUCAGGCACAAGUUUUUGUGCGUCUUGAGCACUCCAGUGAAGUUGUGCAGAUUCUUAAAAAAUACAGGGAGUCUUCAUUUCCACGCAGCCACUAUAAUGGCCACUUUGAAGGGCUAGGACCAGACAAAAAGAUAAUAAGGGAAGUAGUACAAUGUAAUAUUAAGUGGGGUGCAGAAGGAAACUGGAGAAGAGGUAACUGCUGUUGUGAGUAUAAGGAUAUUAAAACAGGAACCCUGUGGCAAUGUGAGAGACCCAAGAAACUUCCCUGUAACAAACUGGUUCAUCACUCAAAAGGAAGUUUGGAAAACCCAUUAAAUCCAUUUGAGAAGGGUCUUUUUGCAAAGGCAUUAACAAAUGUUCCCAUUACUGGAGACAAACAAGUCAUCAAUAUCCUUCCCAACACUGCAGGCAUUGGCAAAACGGAGAAAUGCAGAUCUGGCUUGACAACACCAGUUCCAGCGGGGUUCUAUUUCAAAGAUGUUUGGACGUCUUUUGUAUGCAACACUCAACAGUUUAAUUCUUCAAAAAUGUGGAACUGUCUACAAAAUAAGAUUGUCUACAUGAUGGGAGACUCCACCACAAGGCAGUGGUUUGAAUUUUUUGAAAAUAAAGUGCCAGGCAUAAAAAGAAUGGACCUCCACACUCCUCGUUUGGCGGGACCCCUGAUGGCUGUGGAAUUAAAAAAUAAUAUCAUUAUUCACUGGAGGCCUCAUGGUGUUCCUUUGCGGUUUACUAUAAUGCCUAUGACCGACCUGCAUUAUAUCGCCAAUGAUAUUGAUAAAAUAGCCGGUGGUCCUCAUGUAGUCGUUGUCUUUACACUCUUUGCCCACCUGGUGUUUCAUCCAAUAACAUUUUAUGUUCAUAAAGUGGCCAAAAUCCGUCAGUCUGUUGUAGCGCUGCUAAGUCGCGCGCCAGAGACCACCGUCAUCAUCAAGUCUGGAAACACUGCAGGUCUAAAGGACAUUUUUCAAAGUGACUGGUAUGCGGUGCAAGAAAACAUAGUGAUGAAAGAGAUGUUCAGAGAUAUUGAUGGAGUAAUCUACUUUGAUGUCUGGCAGAUGACUUCCUGUCACUAUCUCACUGAAAAUGUUCACCCAGGACCUGUUGUCAUAGCUAAUGAAAUCAACAUGUUUCUCUCAUAUGUCUGUCCUGCCUAAAAAACAAUAUUUGUUUUUUCAUCUAAAGCAUAAAAUAAAAAUACGUUGCAUUAGAAACUUAAUAAUAUUAACUUUUGUGUAAAUAUACAUUUAGUAAAUAAAGUGCUUUUGUAUGUUAUAAUAAUCUGUACAUUAAAUGCCUUUUAUGUUGCCAAAAUACUUUUAAGCAUGC